Messenger RNA from Gigantopelta aegis, 3623 nucleotides. Its product is annotated as serine/threonine-protein kinase Nek6-like. Gene Ontology annotation, molecular function: protein kinase activity; ATP binding. The transcript is spliced from 11 exons. Bases 261 to 1727 code for a protein of 488 amino acids. NCBI's taxonomy places the organism in Eukaryota, Metazoa, Mollusca, Gastropoda, Neomphalida, Peltospiridae. Gene Ontology annotation, biological process: protein phosphorylation. The record is from RefSeq and is a predicted model, not a curated record.
ACUCAACACACAAACGCACAAACACACACAAGCACACACAUUCACACUACACACACACACACACACACACACACACACACACACACAAUAUAUUUUAGGGAGAGGGCACGAGAAGGUAUAGUGUCUGUUAUAUCGCGAGCGUGUUGUGACAUGCUACCAGAUCGAAUUGAUUUCAAACUACGAAUCCUGUUCGAGGCUAGACAAGGAAGAGUUUCGGGUUGUUAGCGGGGAAUCCCUGUUUGUUCUAAGAGAAAGCAAUCAUGUCGGACGGCCGUUUUGUUAAAUAUCGGGAGCUUGGCCAAGGAGCUUUCGGAACUGUUUACCUAAUACAAGACAAGAGCGAUCUACAGUUCUAUGCUCUGAAAGAGGUGGACCUCGGCAAAUGUUCUUCUUCCGAGAAAAGAAAGGCCUUGGAGGAGGCAGAGAUCAUGAAGGAACUGCAGCACAACCACGUGGUCCAAAUAUUCUCCUCCUACAUACAGGAGGGACAGCUGUGCAUCAUCACCGAGUACUGCGAGGGGGGAGACCUGGCGCAGUUUCUCGAAGAUUCUCAGGAAGUCCUGCCAGAGGAACUCAUCGUCUGCUGGGUCUGGCAGAUGGCGUCUGCUCUUGAGCAUAUGCAUUCGAAAGACAUUCUUCACAGAGACUUAAAGCCACAGAACAUCUAUUUAACAAAAAACGCCGACAUCAAGCUGGGUGAUCUUGGAAUUGCCAGAGUUAUGGAUCAGGGCACAGACCUUUUAUCUACUAUGGCUGGUACGCCAUGUUACAUGAGUCCAGAAAUUUUCAGUAUGAAAGGAUACAAUUCAAAGACGGAUAUUUGGAGUUUUGGGUGUGUUGUGUACGAAAUAGCUGCCAAGGAAAGAGCUUAUGAUGCGCCGGUGCUGCAGUUUCUCGUUUUUCAAGUUGUGUCUGGCAAGACGCCAUCAGUUCCUGAUAAUUUUUCUACGGAUCUGCAACGAUUAGUGGGACUGAUGUUGAGUAAAGAUGUCGACAACAGACCAACAGCUACAGAAAUAAUGUCUACUCCACCCGUUAAAGAAUACGCCAGGACAAUGAAAUCAGCUCGAGCUAUCAUCAAAUCAUCUGGUUACAAAACUUUGUGGGGUACGGACACAUCAAUGGUACAAAAGGCCGCCAAUACGCGCGCAGAAAGGUCCCCUGAGCCCAUCAAGAUCCCACUGGACUCCUUGCCCCUGGCCAGAAAGAGGUUAGGAAUCGAAGCAUCACCAGAGAAGAAAGCAGCUACUCCAAAAGGAAAAGGCGUACCUUCAGAACUUCAGACCAUUUUGGCGGGCAAAGGAGCCAAGAAGGAUAAAAUGGUCAAGAAAGUGCCCACGUUCAGCUCCUCUACCAGUGAUACCUCGGGAAUACUUCAGAGAUUCGUAUCUCUGACGAUGGAUACAGUUAAAGAAAAUGCAACGGUUAGAGGUAGUGAACAAGACACCAUCACCCCGGGAGCUCCGAUAACCAAAGAAAAUCAAGGACAGUUCUUGAUGAAUCAGAUUGUUCUUUUGCAACAAUACUGUGCACAAGGAAUUGGGAUGGGUACUCUUCAACAAGCUUAUCGAGUCAUGUCACACGUUGGACAUGCCGGUCAACUAAAGAAAGAGCUCGAGUCCUUGCUUGGCAAAGAUAACUUUAAGGUUUAUGGAGAAAAGAUCAUGUUCCUCAGGUUAUUUGAGCUCGCCGUCGAUAAGGCUCAGUCUGGUGCUACGUCAGACUAGACAGUCGACAGAAGAGCUCAGCAGAUUUCAAUGGGUUGGCCGAGGGUUUCCGGGAUUUCAGCCUCUGUUAAUCAAGGUCACCAUUGAAAGCACACACAACUUGGUUGACCACGCAUUACAGCUUUGAGAACAUAAUAUGGGAAGAUAAUAUGCUGAUCAAUACGUAUCUAAUCCGUUUUCGCCGCUAUAUUUAUUUUAACUUAUUUUUGUGCUUAUAUCUAAUUAAGAUUCAAGCACGCUGUCCUGGGCACACACCUCAGCUAUUUGGGCUGCUGUUUAGAAUAGUGGGAUAGUGGUUAGUAGGUGCAGUGGCCAUACACCUACCCACUGAGCCAUUAAGAACUCGAUCUGGGUUGGAGCUGGUACCGGGCUGCGAACUCUGUACCUACCAGCCUUUAGUCCGAUGGCUUAACCACUGCGCCACCAUAUACAGUAGGUUGGAAAACGUGUGUAAAAGAAGACAAACUAUAACCAAAAGAUUAUCUAAGGAACAAUAUCAUUAAAUAGUGGUUCGUAUUCACUGUUCAACGCACUUUUAUCAUUUCAAAUCUUCCAGGAAUUCAGUGGCAUCUGGUAACUUCCUACAGUUCAUUCGGUACUUAUAGCAAUGUUCAGUAAUUGUGUUGUAUAAUAUUUAGACAUUUGGAAUAGAUCAUCAAGUUGUUGUGUGUUUUUUUGCCUGUGGUAAGUUAUUUUGCAGUUUCACCUGUCAUGUUUAUUCUAGGUUAUCAACAAAUACAAUUUUCAUUUAUUUAAAUGGUAAAAAUGCUCUAAGUACAUAACAAAACAAAACAAAACGUUUCUCUUAAUUAGUAAAUAAAGUAUGGAUCUUUAAAAUUAUUACUAUAUAUUUAUUUUAUUGAUAGUAUUAUUUUUGUAGCCAUUACAUUUAUCAUUGCGAUACCUUGUGUGUUUUUUGUUUUCCUUUAUUAAACCUGCUGUCUAAUUAUAGAACACAUAAAAAACGUUAUUGCGUCUUUUUUUCUGUUUCCUUUCUUCUUUCUCAUUUUCAAUAAUAUUUCUUAUUGUUCAUAAGUAAAUUGCAUUACUAUAUUACUGUCGUGACAUGGAGAAGGCCUAGUAAGUUGUGUAACUUGUGCCUAAUCCAAUAAAAUAUGUUUCAGUCAAUUUAUUUGUAUUUAGCAUUUGUGAAAUAAGUUAAAGUUGCAGUCUCUAGAAUAUGUUUAAUACGUGUAUCUAUAAUCUAGGCAUGUAGAAUACAUCAUCAACUAAUGUUGUUGGUUGUUUGUUUGUUUGUGUAUGUGUGUGGCGCACCGUUAUUUUAUUUUAUUUAGAUCUCAUUUGAAUCUAAGGCGAUGCCACACGAUACGAGUCCCUCAUACAAGAACAUAUAUACGGGAAUAGCCGAUUGUGAUUAGACACGUAUUACGCUUUCAUCCGAAUCAUCGGUUGUUAUACAAUCGGCUAUUCUCGUACGACUCACUCGUAUUGUGUGGCAUCGCCUUAAGUUACAUUAAAACACAUGAUUUUAGUUCAAAUAGAUAACGCUUACUGUACGUUGAAAUGCGAUUUAAUUCACACAUAAUUAUACGUCAAGAGAUUACGCACGCGAGUACUUCGCGAAGAAAAAGUCAAAAAUAUAGCUUUUAGUUACAUUCUGCAUCUAAUUGCCAAACUGCUUGAAAAUAUAUAACUACAACGGAAAGCUGGAUUUUUAUUAUUAUUAUUAUUAUUAUUAUUAUUUUUUUUUUGUGCGAUGACGAGUUGUAUAGCCAGUUGACGAUAUCUGUUUACAGUGAAAACAGACGAAUUUAUUUCAGUUUUUUUUCUUGCUUAUAUCCAAUUAAGGUUCAAGAACGCUGUCCUGGGAACACACCUCAGCUAUCUGGGCUGUCUGUCUAGUAGUGGGUUAGAUGUUAGUUGUUAGUGAGAGAA